Cotesia congregata is the source of this 527-nucleotide messenger RNA. Lineage: Eukaryota; Metazoa; Arthropoda; Insecta; Hymenoptera; Braconidae. The record is from the annotation of a GenBank genome assembly.
AACACCGUAAAAAUGGAUCUCAAAUACUUGGGAAUUUUCGUCGCCAUUUUGGUGGUUGACUUAUCAGCAGCUGAAGUAGAUGAUAUUGACAAUCCUUACUUUGGAGAGGUAACAACUGAAAUCUCAGAUUCUGGAUUGUUAGGAUCUGCGAAAUUUGCAUUUAAAAAAUCUCUUCCUGAAGAGGCCGAGGUAUCACUAACUGUUGAGUUGAAAGGAGAACAAGUCGCAGAUUUUCAAGAUUUUGUAUGUGAAUUGGUGAAAAACGAAAUUUAUGGUAAAGAUAUGCUCAAGCAUGGAUUGCCUAAGGAUAAAUUCCCUAAAGAGUAUCCUUUCGCUCCGGGCGAUUAUGAAAUAUAAGCAAGUAUCCGAUUCCGAAAGAAAAAUUUCCUCCAGGCACGCCACCUGGUGACUACGAUGCAAAAAUGACUUUUGGCGUACCCGACCAAGAGCCGUGGGUGGUAAUAAAAGCCGUAAUGGAAGUCUCUCAUAAUGCUCCUGGAGCACCAGCUCCUGGACUAAGACGUUAA